Messenger RNA from Pelecanus crispus (Dalmatian pelican), 1309 nucleotides. The record is from RefSeq and is a predicted model, not a curated record. NCBI's taxonomy places the organism in Eukaryota, Metazoa, Chordata, Aves, Pelecaniformes, Pelecanidae.
GGAGGACAAAAAGCCCCGGAAAGCCCAGGAGAAGGUCUACGUGACCAGGCUGCAGCCCGGGAAGCGCAAAGCCCCGGCCCAGGAGCCGGUCUUCCCUGGCAUCUUUCUUUACCCGAAACCUCUGAAGAAAGUCCAUCUUCGCUCCAGGACCCCUCAGAAGCAUCCUGCCACCUCCAGCAGGACAGCGGCCACCACCGAUUACAACUCCUCUGAGGCGACCCGCUCGGAGGGGACGCGGGUGACAUCCUUUCUGAAGAUGUCAGAAACGACGACAUCCCAACAGGAGGAGGGAAAGGGCCAGGAGGAAGAGGAGGAGGAGGAAGAAGAGGUGUCGGACUACAGCUACGAGACCGGGGAGCUGCAGCAGAGCUGGCUGGAGGACUCCAUCAACUGGCAGAGGACGUUCAGCGUCAGCUCGGUGGACUUCGAGCUCCUGCGCUCCGACUGGAAUGACCUGCGCUGCAAUGUGUCGGGCAACCUGCAGCUGAGCGAGAGCGAGGUCGUCGACGUGGUGGCACAGUACAUGGAGAAGCUCAAUGAGAAGAAUGGAGGCAUCUACACCCUCCUGAGGAUCGUCAACGUGGAGAAGCGUCGGGACACGGCCCGGGGGAACCGCUACCUGCUGGAGCUGGAGCUGGCAGAGCGGGGCCAGCAGACGGUGCGGCUCUCCGAGUACGUAUACGUCCUCUUGCUCCAGGGCAAGCAGGACGACAGCGCCGAGGCCAACCCCGAAGGGCCGGCCCUGGGGGCCACCGAGCCCCAGCCGAGCACCUGGAGCAUCCUCUACGGAAGACCUGUCCUGUGCCGGCCCCUGCGGCUCAGCUGGAAGCAGGAUGUCAUGGUGCACUUCGUGGUACCUGUGAAGAACCAAGCCCGCUGGGUCCAGCAGUUCAUCUCGGACAUGGCCCGCCUGUACGGGGCUACGAAGGAUGCCAACUUCAACGUCAUCCUGGUGGACUUUGACAGCGACGACAUGGAUGUCGAGAAAGCCCUACAGGAUGCCCGACUGCCCCGCUACCAGUACCUGCGGCGUACGGGGAACUUCGAGCGCUCGGCCGGGCUGCAGGCUGGCGUGGACAACGGUCGAGGUGAGCCGGACGGUCACAGCAUCGUGUUCCUCUGCGACCUGCACAUCCAUUUCCCCCCCAAUAUCCUGGACAGCAUCCGGAAGCACUGCGUGGAAGGGAAGCUGGCCUACGCGCCCAUCGUCAUGAGGCUGACCUGCGGCAGCCCCCCGCGGGAGCCCAACGGCUACUGGGAGGUGAACGGCUUCGGCCUCUUCGGCAUCUACAAGUCGGACUUCGACCGC